GUCGGGCGGCAGGUGAGGGUCGGGCGGCGGCUGGAGGGCGGAACGAGGCUCGCCGGGAGGAUGCGGGAGUACAAGGUGGUGGUGCUGGGCUCGGGAGGGGUGGGGAAGUCCGCCCUCACGGUGCAGUUCGUCACCGGCACGUUCAUCGAGAAGUACGACCCCACCAUCGAGGACUUCUACCGCAAGGAGAUCGAGGUGGACUCGUCCCCGUCCGUGCUGGAGAUCCUGGACACGGCGGGCACCGAGCAGUUCGCCUCCAUGCGGGACCUCUACAUCAAGAACGGGCAGGGCUUCAUCCUGGUCUACAGCCUGGUCAACCAGCAGAGCUUCCAGGACAUCCGCCCCAUGCGCGACCAGAUCAUCCGCGUCAAGAGGUAUGAGAAGGUGCCCGUAAUUCUGGUUGGUAAUAAAGUGGACCUGGAAAGCGAGAGAGAAGUGUCAUCAAAUGAAGGCAGAGCCUUAGCUGAAGAGUGGGGCUGCCCUUUUAUGGAGACCUCUGCUAAAAGUAAAACAAUGGUGGAUGAGCUCUUCGCGGAAAUUGUUAGACAAAUGAACUAUGCAGCACAGCCAGACAAAGAUGAUCCAUGCUGUUCUGCAUGUAAUAUACAAUAGCAUUAAAAACGACCUAACCUGGACUUGAAUUUGCAGAAAUUUUGUAAGGUGGUAAAACUGUCUACUUCACUUCCUGGUUUGUGGGUCACUUGAAAUACAUCUGUAGUGAAGUAGCAACAUUAACUCAGAGCUGAGCAUUGAAAGUCAAUCACUGACUCUGAAUAUAAUUGGGUUCAAUGACCACAUCUCACCCGUUUUUCUCUUUGAGCACCUGCAAUGUUAUGGCAUAGCCAGUCGAUCUACAGGGUCGUUCCAUUUGAGCAUACGUGUUAUCGUGUCCAACAGCAAUGACAGCAACUUUUCUCAAAGAAUUUGGAAGACCUUGGAGGUGGGAAACUAAUGCAGUGGAGAGAAUGUCCUUGAAGACCAUUUGCCACUAGCAGAAGUGAAAAAGGAGAGCUAAGUCUUUGAGUGUCUAAUUGCUGUGCUUUGGGACGUGCGCUAUCACUUGUGGCCAAGUUUGUUCAACUGUGUUGAUUUCACCUGAACUUCUGACAGUGUUAGAGGAAGAGGUUACCAGAGACCUACAUUGUUUGGAUUUUUUUCAAAAUCGAUGCUAUUAUUUCUACACUUUUAUCCCACAUCUUGAAAUAGAGUACAUUGCAUCAGUGAGUGAAGCAAGAGGCAAGAUCUGCAAGCAGGUGACAGGUGAAGAAACAGUACGGCAUUGGAAUGUUUUAAAUCUUUCGUUUUGCUGCUCAAAAAUGGAGGAUCGCUUCAGGUUUUGGUCUGCAAAAAGCCAAACAAACCCUCUGUUUACAAAGCAGGAAGCAUCUUUAUUUAUCACAUUACUGAACCAGGAGGAAGCAACUGUGAUGAAAAAAUUGCUGAGCCUUACUAACAAGGAACACUUUAAUAGAUUAACUAGUACCAUCUUGUAAGGAAAAUUAAGCCAUGUUGCAUCCAUAUGUUCCCUUCUGCAGAAACCUCAUGGGACAGUACGAACAUCCUGCAUUUUUAAGUUUGUUAAAGACAACAGUUUUUUCUUGCCUUUAAGGGCUACGUUCUCUGGUGGGAUCCCUAGCUAACCUUUGAAAAUCAAGUUUGCUAUUUCACAGCUUUAAUGACGGAAGCUUAAAUUGGAUAACCAUGUAAAAUCAUUUGGUUCGGAGCUGAAAUAGUUACAGUUAUGAUUCCUUAAGUGAGUGUGGAAAUGGCUCUUUAAUUGCCCGAGGCACACUAUUCAGAGGUUGCCCCAAUUAUUUGAGUGUUAAAUGGUGGGAGCAAGUAUUUUAUUUUGAAAGGAUGCUCGAGCUCUGGCUUGCUAGUUUCAUAGCAGUGAAGUAUUUAUCAUUUGCAUGACUAAUGGCACAGAAGUACCUAUUCUGAAGUCUUACAAUCAAAGUAUAGAAAAGUUUUCAAUCACAGUGUUUAGAUUUUACAUGCUGGAGAGAUUGUCUUGAGCUGGAUCUCUUAUAGGUAAAAUUGGCCAUAAAAAUAGAGUCACUGAGCCUGUGGUCUAAAUAACACCAUGCAUUCAUUAGUUUUUCAAUCUUGUGCAGUAACAGUGUAGUUCCUUGUGUUUAAAUGAGUGAAAACAGGGGUGCUGGGCUGUGUGUGUGUGUGUUGAGUGUGUAUGUGUGUGUGUAUAUGGCCCUUAGAAAUGCUGUAAUUGGAGUUAGGUUCGAGAGUUUUGCCUUCAUCUGCAGAACUGCCUAAAAAUGCUCUCAUCUUCUACAAAGGAAACUUUGUACAGCACACUUUGCAUAUUUUCAUAUACAUUCUUAACGUUUAAAUUGUAGUUCAGUGGAUGGUAAGCAAAGGAAAUCAUAUUAAUCAAAGAGAACGGACCAUCUCUGCCCUUAAUCUUUCAAAACCUUUCUACAACCAAUGCAUCGAAGGGCAUUAGAUGUCACAAAACGUCACGCCUUACUCAAACGUUAAUAUAGCCCUUCUUCCCAUCUACCUUUUGGAACUUUUGUUACUGUACUUUGUUCUCCUAGAGAUAUUCACACCGUUUAUUUCUGGCAUCUGAAUGCCCGCUUUGGGUGCUCUGAAUUGCCCUCCUAGAGGCACCUACCUCUUUCCAUUGACUAUAUAGCAAAGCUUAGGCUUUUAUCUUUGGUCCUCUGAGUCACGCAACUUCUAUGCCUAAACUAGAUGGUAUGAAUGUUCUCUUCCCCCCUCCCCCAUCCGCCCGUUUCAGCCACAUGCUUAAGCAAGAUUUCAAAUACUGAAUUGGUGAUUCUGUAAUGUUUCAGAUAUCCGGUUAUUGAGCAGCACAACCUAUCUGUAAAAUAGCUUGUCAGUGGGAGAUGCACUGCAUAAGCACUCAAAAAGGAAUUAAAAGCCCCGUAAAACUUAGAAGAGCGUGUUUUGCAACGUUAUUUACAGAGAUGUCAAAAUCUUACCUCGUAGAUCGUUCAUCGGCCAAGAAAAUGGCACGAAGUACAAUACGAACGGCCUAACAUGGAGCUGAUAAGAUAUAAAACAGAUGGGCUUCUAAUAGAAGAGAAAUUGCACAGUGAAAUUCCUAACAGAAGAUACUAAUGAAAAUAGAGCCUGGUCUUGUUUUUGCAUUACACUUUCACAUUCUCUGAAACUUGGAUCUGCGUAUGCUAUCACGCAGUACUGCGGAGGGGGGUGCGUGGGGGGCGGGGGUGGUUAAGCCUAAGUGUUGUUUAUUUCAUAUAAUUCUGAGGGAGUAGUUAUGCACUAUUUGUAUUUCCACUAAUGUGAAGGUAGUGGAGCUUGAAUCAAUGACAGUUGCACUUGACAGAGACUUUCUCCCGACUCCAGGGGUAGCAGGAAGGUAGGUGCGUGAGCCGCGCAGCGCUUCUAUGGCCGCCCCGUGGGGAGUCACGCUGGUUGUUUGAUUUGUACCCUGAAAGGAUUACCGAUUCCCAUCAAAUUUCUUACAACAUGCCUUAAAAUGUUAUCGUUUGUUCCAAAGACCCGCUUUUUUCCUUUGGCUGUUCUUGUAGAGCUUUGUCCUUUUCUACAAAAGCAGCAUUUCUCCUUUUUUUUUUUUUUUUUUCUUUUUCUUUUUCUUUUAUUGUGCUUUUUUUUUUAACGUUGCAACUUUUAUUCUUUCCAGCCAUGAUAGUGAUAGCAACUGGUUCCUCUUUCCCUUGAAAGCGCUCUCAAGAAACUGGUCCAAGCAAACGGAAUCAAAUCAGGAGUGUUACACAUAGUUGCUUUUUCCUGUCGUUUUUGUUCUCCCUCUGCCCCUUUCAAGAGCAUCAGAAGGACUCGGUGAGGUUUUCUGUUCAGGUUCUCGCCUCUCUCCCUAACCCCAGUGCUACAGUUGCCAUUACUUCUCUGUGGGAAAAAUACUGGUAUUUGCUUUCUUGUAUAGAAUGUUGCCUAAAGAUGUCAGCCAUUUGGUUGGGGGGUUUUUGUGCAUGUUUGUUUUUUACUUUUUUUUUUUUUUUCCUUUAUGUUGUUCUUUUUGCCAGUGUGCCCUCAAAGCACUGGUUAGGCUUUAAUUGUGAAACUCCGCGACAAAAGCCAACAUUUUGAUGACUGCAGGAAGCUUUUAUCUGCAUUGUUGUGCAUCUGUUGAUUCUUGAUCAGGGUUUGAAGGAAGACUGAGGUGUGUGCUGGAACCAGGCUUAACGCUGUUGAUUUGGAGUUUCCCAGAGGUGAAUUAAUGUGUUUCACAGAUAACUGUUGAGCUCUGAUACAACUGGCGACUUAAAAUAAAUGGGGCAACAGUUUGUUUUGUAACAAUGUCAGUUGUUAAAACCUUGAUGUUUCAAAUAAAACAAGAACUGUACAUAGAACUCAAUGCAAACUCA
This is a messenger RNA of Coturnix japonica (Japanese quail), 4352 nucleotides long. It is a transcript of the gene RAP2A, whose product is annotated as RAP2A, member of RAS oncogene family. Gene Ontology annotation, molecular function: GTP binding; GTPase activity. The record is from RefSeq and is a predicted model, not a curated record. Gene Ontology annotation, cellular component: membrane. NCBI's taxonomy places the organism in Eukaryota, Metazoa, Chordata, Aves, Galliformes, Phasianidae. Gene Ontology annotation, biological process: Rap protein signal transduction.